GCGGCAGGGUUAGUUGAAGACCUUCAGGAGUGUUUUACACAGGAGGACAGAGGGGGACUUUACACUGAGGGACAUAUAUAUACAUAUAUAUGUAUAUAUAAAAAUAUAACACAGACCUUUCAGGACAGUACUGGAUAAUCUCUAACCCGACUACUUGAACCAUGAAGUCUCCAAAGCUUAAACCUCAAGCGAAGUUCGUCAACGAGGAGGAUCUGAACGACGUGCUGUGCGAGUUCGACGCGGUGAUCGAAGACUUCACGUCGCCGGUGGAGAAGCGACACUUCAGGUACGACGAACACCUGAAGACCAUGAAGAGGAGGAGCAGCGCCAGCGUCAGCGACAGCGGCAUCAGCGACUCGGAGAGUGCAGAGUCGCUCAACAGAAACAGCUUCAGCUUCAGCGACGAGCGGCUGAAUUCCCCCACUGUGCUCUCACCCGCCACCACCUCUCCCCCUCUUCUGUCACCCAAACCCAAACUCGGCGACACUAAAGACCUGGAGGACUUCAUCGCCGACCUUGACAGGACAUUAGAGAGCAUGUGACACGGAGGCUCACAGUCAUCUGGGAGUGUAGCCAUGAGAGAGGGAGGGAGUGGAUGUCUGGACUCCCCCUGAAAAUGCACCUGCCCCCCACACUGAAAACCACCCAACAGGAUACAGCUGGAUGGCACAGCAACUGCCAAGUGGCUCCACUGCGGCAUCAGGUCUAGCCAGCGCUCUCCUAAAGUUAAUCUGGCAGUGCUCCACUGAAUCCAGGCCACCUGGCUCCUGGGCUGUAAGGACUGCAGGAAGGGUCAAAAUUAGCAUUGUAGGGAACCUGAGGACAAGAAUACUCAGCAGCCAUGAGGUAAUGGACUCCAUGAGACGCUGUGAAGAAUGACAACAUAGAUUAUAUGCUACAAGAGUCACUGGAACUUUAUGGUCAGAAUCAUAUCAUCAACCCCCCCCUCCCACACCCACACACACACACACACACACACACACACACACACAGACCAGGUCACACUCCCUCAUCUGAAACUUGAGCUGGAGGAUUAUUUAAAAUGGCUUUUUAUAAUAGAAAUAUAUUUGUAAUUUUAUAGAGCUUCUUAUUGUAAAUGUAUGUCUUUCUUUUUUUGUGAAAUAUAUUUUUGUAUCUUGUGUAAAUAAUAAUUGUUCCAAAUUCUAUUUGCCUUGGUAUUAACAGGACAGUCAGAUUAAGAUUUGACACUCGUUGACUGGAAUAAAGUUGGUUACAUGUUUAAAUGUGAACUGAAAAAACUGGAAAAGUAAAAUGUGUAUUUAAUACAGCUAAUGCCUGCCAGAGACAACAUUAAAGUAUGAAAUAUUGAUCUUUUA
This is a messenger RNA of Toxotes jaculatrix (banded archerfish), 1337 nucleotides long. It is a transcript of the gene rgcc, whose product is annotated as regulator of cell cycle. The record is from RefSeq and is a predicted model, not a curated record. The transcript has 5 exons. Lineage: Eukaryota; Metazoa; Chordata; Actinopteri; Toxotidae. Bases 162 to 542 code for a protein of 126 amino acids. Gene Ontology annotation, biological process: regulation of cell cycle.